Messenger RNA from Limulus polyphemus (Atlantic horseshoe crab), 4897 nucleotides. RefSeq names its product DNA-binding protein RFX6-like. Gene Ontology annotation, biological process: regulation of transcription by RNA polymerase II. Bases 134 to 2659 code for a protein of 841 amino acids. The transcript is spliced from 20 exons. The record is from RefSeq and is a predicted model, not a curated record. NCBI's taxonomy places the organism in Eukaryota, Metazoa, Arthropoda, Merostomata, Xiphosura, Limulidae. Gene Ontology annotation, molecular function: RNA polymerase II cis-regulatory region sequence-specific DNA binding; DNA-binding transcription factor activity, RNA polymerase II-specific.
UAUAGUGUUAAUUACACUGUUGUCAGCUGAAGCUAGGCUUAGCGAAAGGACACCUUGGAACCACUAGGGAACAGUAGUAACUCCGUCUCUAAUAUCAGUUGAAUUUGGACACCACAUCUUCCCUGAUCAAACCAUGGAAUACAACACUUUCUUGACCUAUUGUCCAAGUUCAGACCCAGUUGGUGACUUCGUAAGGCCUGGUGUUGAAAAGCUCAACUCUGAAGUGCAGGAAUCAUCCGAAUUAAGUAGCACAUGUGAUGAUUUUCUCGGCAUCCAAGAGCCCAGCCUAGGUGCCGCUAGUGUAACAUCUCAACGAACUGUCAAUCAAAUGUUGAGGAAUAAAAAACGACAGACAAGUCUCACACUGAACUGGUUAGCCGACAAUUACUGUGCCUGUGAAGGCGUAUGCUUACCCCGCGGGAUCGUGUACGAACAUUACCUAGAAUUCUGUCGUCGGGAAAAACUUGAUCCCGCUUGCAAAGCCACUUUUGGGAAGAUCAUCCGAUUGAAGUUCCCUCACGUGACAUCCAAGAGAUUAGGGGCAAGAGGGCAUUCCAAAUACCAUUACUACGGAAUAGGAAUAAGAGAAAGCAGUGAGUAUUAUCACACUCUGUAUUCAAGCCGAGGUCUCACCAGGUUUUCUGGAGCCAAACUGAAAAACGAGGGUGGCUUUACUAGAAAAUAUUCCCUAGCGUCAAGAACUGGAACUUUACUUCCAGAAUUUCCAGACUCUGCCAAACUCAAUGUUCCCGAAAAUCUGCAAGCAGAUAAGGUUCAAAUCUUUCUGACAAUGUACAGAACGCACUGUCAGUGUAUACUGGAUACAGCAAUUAGUCAGCAUUUUGAAGAGAUUCGAAGCUUUUUGCUUCACUUCUGGCAAGGACUUCCAGACCACAUGCUUCCACUAGUUAAAACCCAGUUUGUUGAUGACAUCAUAGCCAUCUGUGAUUGGAUUCUCUACAAGACGAUGAUUGACGUUCUUAUACCGUCCACCAUGCAAGAAAUGGCAGAAACGUUGCUGUGUGAUAUUCGAAACUUGGCGCAACAGUGGGAGAAUUGGCUGUCCACCUCUCUUGAGAAUCUUCCCCGCAGUCUCAUCGAGAGUAAGCAGCCGGUAGCGAGACUGUUUGCCCAAUCCCUCAAACGUCAGAUCUCUUUCCUCCACCUGGCUCAGACCACUAGACCAGUCCUUUACGACGCCCACAGCGUCCGUAUGAUGAACGAUGACGUGGAGAAGGUGGACUUAGGAAGCAUCAGUUCUCAAGCCUUCUACACUGCGGCUACAGAUGGUGAAUGUGAUCUCCACCUUAAUGGCGAGUUUCUUCGAGACUUUAAAGAACAAUUACAGAGACAAGCCACUGUGGAAAAUUUUAUCGAGUGGUUGGAUACUGUAGUAGAACAAAAAAUUAUAAAGCCAAGCCGACAAAAUGGAAGGUCUCUGAAAAAGCGAGCCCAAGAUUUUCUUCUCAAGUGGUCCUUUUUCGGCGCCCGCAUCAUGCACAACUUGACACUCAACAGAGCAGCCAGUUUUGCUUCUUUCCAUCUGCUUCGGAUGUUACUCGAUGAGUACUUGUUGCUAGCUAUUGAAUCCCAAUUUGAGCAGGAAAAGGAAGAGGAACUCCAGUGUCUCUUAAAGCGUCAUCUAAAAGACGGUCAAAAUGAGAUCAACAAGACCUUGUACAGCGCACCCAGUACAUGCUACCUCGCAAAUCGUCACCAAAUAUCUAACGAAAAUUCACCAAUAUACAGUGUCGAGGCAAUAAAUGAAGAACCCAGGCCACCGCCACACUACCAGAAAAUGAAAGAAGAAAUGCCUGUUCCGAAGGAAAGAGUUUUAUGCUCCUAUUUCCAAGGUGAUGCAUGUGUCCAAUCGGCGCCUUCUCCACCAAAUCCCGCUAGGUCGCCUGCGGAGAAAUGUUACUUGUUGCCGCCAGGUGUAAACGAGGAAUACAGGUGGAGGGAUUCUCAUCAUAAUACAAAUGAAGCCGCUGAAACGAAGCAGGCUGUGCCCGACUAUAGUGCAGUUAGUGAGCAGUACAUGGUACACCAUCCAACAUCAUCUUCUUUCGAUCCAGCUUCACGCUGGUCGCAUCCGUCAGCAAUGUUCAAUCAGUCUUCUGGUGACAGUGGUCCACCCGUCCAUUGGCCAGGUAUUGCUCAUAUAAAUCAGCCUUACUUGUCAUCUGCUUCACGACGGUCAAUCACUGGCCAUCCUUCCUUUAUGCCUGGGUCAACGUUUCAUGGCAAUUUGGAAUUCAGUGGCGAAAAAAUUCCUGCCAACCUUGAAUGGCAUAAUACCGAAAACUUUCAAUCACAUCACCUUAUGGCGUCAAAUUAUACUAAAACAUUAAGGGACGAAGAAGUCAAUACGGCGGCUACAUUUUCUAGCUGUCAAGGUAGCCAUCUUGCAGCUAACGCCCUCUAUACACCACCAUCAGAAAAUGGAUUUCCUACAGGCCCAGAAAUGAGAGAGCAAAAAUGGCACAUCGGGGACGCGACAAGCUACUAUUAUGUAGGAGGACCUCAGACUGAAUAUGAUCAUAUGAUUCCAUCACUGGAAAAUUCUGUAUCCCAUCCUCACAUGCACUGUCAUCAUCAAGGUUUUGUUUAUUCUUCAGCUCAGGACCUCUCUACGUCUAAUUCUACUUUUAUGUCUUGAUUCCAAAUAUCAACGUCAUUUUUCUGCACCUGUUUCUCUUCAUUAUAGCAAGAUUUUCAUAGUUAAAGUCGUAUAUCAAAGACUGAAAAAUGUGUAAAUGUAAUAUUAACUUAAAGUACACAUAUCGAAAUUAAGUAGACCUUUCAACUUUAUAAUCGGUGUAAAAAAUGGCACUUUGGUGCUGAAACACACGCCAUUCUCUCUUGUUUCGUUUGUUGCUAAUAUAAACUAUCCAAUCGUCUCAGCCGCUGCAACCUGAUUCGUUAGAAAUUAUUUACCUUUUAUACAUCUACGCUAUUGUAUGUAUAAUUAGCAAGUGCUUUUGUUCGCAUGCCUUUAUGUUCCCUCCAGUUAACAUUUUGAAGUUUGAUAUCCUGCCUUUAUGAAGCCGUUUAAAUUUGUACUGACUGGCGCGAUAUCCGAGGCGUGUAUAGUACACAAAGGAGAUGUUUCGAACAUCACGUGAUAUGCAACUGUAGUUAAGAGCUGCUUUAGUAAUAUACAAAAUAUUUUCGCUCGAACUGAGGAGCAUUUCUUUCUGAAAAUACUCAACACGGGACCGUCAACUCUUAUAAAGAAUGAAGAAACUUGUUAUUUCUUCCAAGCUAUUUUCAUCUUUUUAAAAAUUGUACUUGCAGUCAGCACACCGUAACAAACAGGAAGAAUGUAUACAAAGUCGAUCGCGUAAGGUAACAUGCGUAUUCCUAACUCUUAGCGUGUAUAAAUAGAAGUUUAUAAUGAACAAUAGGCUGAUGUGAAAAUGAUACGUAGGAGAGUGACAUGUUUAGAUAGUCACAUUUUUUGUCACUUUAUAAAAUAUCCUACUCGUUAGUUAAUUCGUGAUUGGUCAAUAAAAGCGAAUUUAUCAUUACUUACACAAUCUGUGUAAUAUAUGUUUUAAUAGGAGUAAUAACAGUGAAUAGGAACGAGCACCUAACGCGAAGACUGGGGGCAGCAGUGACCCGUGGCUAUACUGUAACUGUAAACGUUGGUUUUCAGUGUAGCCCCAAGAUCGGGCUUCUACAGUACUUUUUGAAAACGUCGUCUUUAUUUUCCUGUUGAAGCAUUAAAACAGUUAUGGGACGCUCGGGUUUUUUCAUGUUCCAGCUAUGAUGAUGAUGCACAAUUAUUAGUAUUAAAUAACGUCGCCUCUGUCUUCAUUUUUAUGCAAAAUAAGUAUCAGGUAAUCGUCAUGUUGUUUGAUCUACAGAUGCUUACUAUUGAAGCCCAUGUUCAUAAAUACUCAUUUAGUGCUAAAGAGUUUUAGCCCAAUAAAUGGUCAGAAAACGACGAUUCGUACAUCGAUGUUGCUUAAACAGGGUGAGUCAACGAGCCUUUCUAAUAUUUGUUGCUUUGGUAAAUUUUACCCAAAGCUAUAAGAGGUUUAUUUGCAUUCCUAAUUUUGAAAUGACAGAAUAGAGGGAAGAGGAAAGGCAGCUAGUCGACACCACCCAUAGUCAACUUUUGUCAGACCGAUUAGGGGGAUUUGAUCAUCACUCUUAUAACACACCCACAGUACGGAGUGAGGUUUUUUUGUUUUGACGAUAACAGAUCGCGAAUCUAAUAUCCACAGUAUGGCACGCUAACCACUGGGCAACAUUCGGUCCUGCAGUAGUCUUCCAUCAGAGUUACUUUCUGUUCUUCAACAUGUUGCCAAGUCCAAUCGCUCGGUAUCCAGAAAGUUGCAGACCGGAGAGGACACUCGUUAUUACCCAUUAGAAGAAAGUUCUAACAAACUUUACCUGCACGUAGCUCGCCAAUAGUUGUAAGACUGUAUCUUUAUUCAGUUUCACAUUUAUAUUGCCAUGUCAUAACAUGGAAUGGUUACUGUAGCUACCAAUAUUAGUCCCUGAAUCCAUGCAUAAAAUGAACUGUGGAAAUAUCUGAAAAGUAGUUUUAAAAAAUUAGCUAACUAUUCAAGAAUGAGAAUGUUUUGAAAUAUUGAUUUGUAAACAUCAAUAAUAAAAAAAACAUAUUGAAAAGUAAAAAAAUAGGUCAGAUACAUUUGUUACAAGUAUUUAAAUGUUUGAGUUUAAGACACUUUUCUUCUGUAUUGACAAUUCUUUAUGAGCUAUCUGGCAAAUUUUAAACAUAUUUGCAGUGGUGCUUAACCAUACUCUUGGGUGUGCUUUUAAAUUACUUCUGGCAUAUCUUCAAACAUAUUACCAAUGUUGUUGGUUAACAAGUCUUCUCUUACAUACAUAUAUACGUACACACACACACACACGCAUACAUACA